AUGUCGCUGAACGCACCUCUACGUUUACUCAAUACUCAAGUUCCAAUCCGAACACUACGGAACACCCGCCUAUUCUCCACUACUCCUGCCGUCUCCAAAAAGAAAAAGGAUAAAUCUUCUCGCGCCGCCGAAGAAUCUUCUGCAGGAAGCUCCGCCGGUGCUGAAGACCCUCUGGAUUUUUCGUCCUUGACCAAUGGCAUCCAGGAUGCUGUGUCACGUCUAAAGGAGGACAUAUCUAAACUCCGACCAGGCGGACGAUUGAACCCGGAGCUCAUUGAGAACGUGCGGGUCACGGUCAAAAGUGGUUCGACAGGGAAAGAAUCUGUGAAAUUAAAUGAGCUAGCCCAGGUUAUUCCAAAGGGAGGGCGGACGAUUACAAUUCUGCUGGGGGAAGAAGAUUACGCGAAACCGGUCACAUCCGCUCUCCAGGCCAUGCCCUCUCUCUCACUUAAUCCUCAGCAAGAUCCACAUAACAAACUCCAACUUAACGUUCCUAUCCCACCCCCAACCCGUGAGUCCCGGGAUCAAGUCCUCAAGGAGGCCAAGGCAGCCAUGGAAAAGGCCUCGACGACGGUGAAGAACGCCCGAGCGAACUUGAAUAAGAAAUUCAAGGCAGCGGGCAAUAAGAAAGUUGUGAGGCCCGAUGAUCUGCACAAGGCAUUGGAACAAAUGGAGAAGAUUACGGCAAAGGGUCAAAAAGAAGUGAAAGAUGCGUUUGAGGCGGCUAAAAAGGCUCUUGAGAGAGAUUAG
Molecule: messenger RNA, 750 nt
Organism: Uncinocarpus reesii 1704
Lineage: Eukaryota; Fungi; Ascomycota; Eurotiomycetes; Onygenales; Onygenaceae
Exons: 2
Coding region: 1-750 (249 amino acids)
Biological process (GO): translation
Cellular component (GO): mitochondrion
Molecular function (GO): ribosomal large subunit binding
Source: RefSeq, a predicted model, not a curated record